Vigna radiata var. radiata (mung bean) is the source of this 1353-nucleotide messenger RNA. Its product is annotated as protein FAR-RED IMPAIRED RESPONSE 1-like. Bases 1 to 1353 code for a protein of 450 amino acids. Gene Ontology annotation, biological process: regulation of DNA-templated transcription. The record is from RefSeq and is a predicted model, not a curated record. The transcript has 2 exons. Lineage: Eukaryota; Viridiplantae; Streptophyta; Magnoliopsida; Fabales; Fabaceae. Gene Ontology annotation, molecular function: zinc ion binding.
AUGAGAGACCAGAAUAAUGAUUUCUUCUAUGAUAUCGAGAUGGAUGAAGAUAAUAGAAUUACUAAUGUAUUUUGGGCAGAUGCUCGAAGCCAAGCUGCAUGUGACGAGUUCGGUGAUGUCGUGUCGUUUGACACCACGUACUUAACCAACAAGUACGACAUGCCAUUUGCUCCAUUUGUAGGAGUUAACCACCAUGGACAAUCGAUCAUACUUGGUUGUGGAUUGCUCUCCUUAGAGGACACUUCUUCAUUUAUAUGGUUAUUCAAAUGUUGGUUAAGAUGCAUGGGAAACAAGGCGUCGGACAGUAUUGUAACCGAUCAAUGCAAGGCCAUGGCAAAUGCAAUUGAAGAAGUGUUCCCAAAAACAAAACAUAGGUGGUGUUUGUGGCACAUAAUGAAAAAAAUACCUGAAAAAUUUCAAGGCUAUAAGAAUUAUGUUGGAAUCAAGUGUGAUAUAAACGUGGUUAUCUAUGAAUCAGCUAAUGCAAUUGACUUUGAAAGUGGUUGGAAACAACUACUUACCACACAUGGCUUAGAGAAUAAUGAUUGGCUAUGUAAUUUGUACGAAGAGAGAGGGAAAUGGGUUCCAUGUUACUUGAAGAAUCACUUUUGGGCUGGAAUGUCAACUACUCAAAGAAGCGAGGGAAUGAAUGCUUUCUUUGAUGGAUUUAUUAAUUCCACUACCACACUACAAAAAUUUGUGAUUCAAUACGAUAAUGCUCUUAAAGUGAAGGCCCAAAAAGAAAUAGAAGUUGACUUUGCCUCUCUAAAUACAAUAGUUCUAUGUGGGUCUCAAUCACCAAUUGAGAGACAAUUUCAAGUUGAGUACACACAUGAAAAAUUUGAGGAAGUACAAAUUGAGUUUCGAUCAAGGAUGAAUUGUUUCAUUAAAGACACGGUGAAUGAAUGUAUUUUCAACAUCUACACAAUCAAAGAAGAGUGCAUGUGGGAUGGAAAAUGUGCGCCAAAAUAUUACCAUGUUGAAUUUGAUCCUGUUUUAAAAGAUAUAACUUGCUCUUGCCUACUGUUUGAGUUUAGAGGCAUUAUAUGUCGACAUUCUCUAUUGGUUCUCGGUCAGGAAGAUGUCCAUAAUGUACCCUCGAAAUAUGUACUUCGCCGUUGGAGCAAAAACAUCCGAAGAAAGCACACACUUAUUAGAGCAGCUUAUAGUUCUUUACAGCAUGAUCCCAAGAUGCAAAGAUACCAAACUUUGUGUCAGCAGUUUUAUAAUCUGGCUGAGGCUGCAUGUGAAUCUGACUGUGCUUCUGAUCAGUUGGAAAAAGAUUUGAAAUCUCUUGCUAAAAAGUUCGGUUUGAGUUCAUCGCUGAAAAAUAACAUCCCCACGAUGCGAUGA